AUGGAUUCCAAACAGCUAUCCAAAGAUUCUAUGCAAUCAACAUGGCGCACAGCCCCUCGCAGCGAAUGGAACAUCAGUCAUUUCCUGCUUGAUGCGCUCAACGCUCACCCCAUCGACCUAAAUAAGGAGAUACCAGUGCACAGUAAAGAUGAGAAAGUCCCAUACAUGCCCCAGUGGUAUCUCCAACGUUGGGUUCUCUUCUACUCUGCCCUGCCCCUCCUCCUUCACGAGACAUACAUGUCAUUCACCGGCUGUACCAUAGGCCCAUUUGCCGCCUUCAACUUCUACUUCUUCACCUUCAACGCAACGGUGAUCUACCAAGUGCACAUCCUCCGGCGUCUCGGCCACAAAUACGGCUUUCUAGACGGCGACAAGCACGAACGAGACGGCGUUCCCGACGUUGGCGUCGCUAAAGUAGUAACAUCUCUAUACAAAACCACAGGAUCUCGAAUGAUCCUCUCAAUAAUCCUCUCCUACAACAAAACCCAAAAGCCCUCGCAGAUGUCCUGGCUCUGGCUACCCCUCGAAAUCGGACUAUACGGCAUCGUCCUCGACUUCUGGUUCUACUGGUACCAUCGACUGAUGCACGACGUGGGCUAUCUAUGGAAAUACCACCGAACGCACCACUUGACCAAACAUCCGAAUCCGCUCCUGGCCGCGUACGCAGAUCACGAGCAGGAAUUCUUCGAUAUGGUCGGCGUGCCAGUAAUGACGUACUUCAGUUUGAAACUGGUUGGUUUGCCGAUGGGAUUCUACGAGUGGUGGAUUUGCCAUGAAUACGUUGCGUUUGCGGAGGUACUUGGCCAUAGUGGACUACGGAUUCAUUCGACUGUGCCAACGACGCUGAGUUGGUUGCUGCAGAUCUUUGAUGCGGAUAUUGUUAUUGAAGACCAUGAUUUGCAUCACCGGAAGGGUUGGCGGAAGAGUUAUAACUAUGGUAAGCAGACCAGGCUGUGGGAUCGGGUUUUUGGGACUUGUUUGGGGCGUAUUGAGUCUGUGAAGGAGAAUUUGGAUUAUGAGAAUACGGCUCAGAUGCCUUUGUUCUAG
Molecule: messenger RNA, 1047 nt
Organism: Penicillium vulpinum
Lineage: Eukaryota; Fungi; Ascomycota; Eurotiomycetes; Eurotiales; Aspergillaceae
Product: sterol desaturase family protein
Exons: 1
Coding region: 1-1047 (348 amino acids)
Biological process (GO): ergosterol biosynthetic process
Molecular function (GO): iron ion binding; C-4 methylsterol oxidase activity
Source: RefSeq, a predicted model, not a curated record